UAAAUAUAUCUCUAACUCUGUUCACAUCUUUCAGACAAUCCUCAGAGCCCUAUCAGGACCUGAUCCAGCUCCAGAUCCUGGGGAACUAAGAACCAUGCUGAGCUUCUGCUUUCUGGCUCUGGCCCUUCUGUCAAUGCUGGGCGUGAGUACCCAGGCCUUUGAUGAUGACCUUGUCAAAUGCUUUGAAGACCCCCAGUAUGAAGAACUACUACAGCUGGCUCAAGACGGGCUGGGGCCGACAGCUGAAAAGAAACGGAUAGUGGUGAUUGGGGCAGGCAUGGCUGGACUCACAGCUGCCAAGAUUUUGCAGGAUGCUGGCCACCAGGUGACUGUCCUGGAGGCUUCAGGGCGUGUAGGUGGCAGAAUUGAGACCCAUAGAGUUCCUGGAACACAGUUGUACAUAGAGUUGGGUGCCAUGAGGAUCCCCAUCAACCACAGGCUCUGUCAUGAGUUUAUUAGGAAACUGGGGCUGACCCUCAAGGAGUUUUUCCCCUCCAACAACCAGACCUGGGUGCUGAUCAAUGGAGUACGGCAGCGCACGGGGAUUGUGCAGGCUGACCCCAGCCUGCUAGGGUACCCAGUCAGAGCAGAUGAGGUGGGGAAGACAGCUGAACAGCUCUUUGAUGAAGCAUUGAGAAAGCUGGUGGAGGAGCUGAAGAACAGUAGCUGCAGCCAGAUUCUGGAGAAGUAUGACUCCUUCUCCACCAAGGAGUACCUGAUCAAAGUGGGGAAUCUGAGUCGUGGGGCAGUGCAGAUGAUCGGGGACCUGCUGAACACAGACUCUGGCUACUACGAGUCCUUCAUAGAAACUCUGCGUGACCAGAUCAUCUUCUCUCAGGAAUCUCGGUUCCAUGAAAUCGUUGGAGGCUUUGACCAACUCCCUCAGGCCCUUCAUGGUGCCCUCUUGCCAGGGACAGUCUUGUUUCACUCACCAGCAGAGGAAGUAGAGAUAUCUAGAGACCAUGUCAAUGUCACCUUCAGAACAGAGACCGGCCGGAAAUUGGUAGGAUUUUUGGAGGUGACAGUUUGCCCCAGACGAGUGAAUCUCCGCCACACAGUGCAGCGCAGAGGUCCGGACCCGCCAGCCGUGUCAGCCGCUGCCCACGUGACUCAAUUCUGUGACCUCCCGCCCGCUGGCGACCGCUCACCCACGGCCCCCCGCAACUGGUCGGCCCAGCAGGUAAGGCGCAGGGACUCUAGGAAGAAGUCUCUAGCCAGGCUUUCAUGA
Ictidomys tridecemlineatus (thirteen-lined ground squirrel) is the source of this 1228-nucleotide messenger RNA. The record is from RefSeq and is a predicted model, not a curated record. NCBI's taxonomy places the organism in Eukaryota, Metazoa, Chordata, Mammalia, Rodentia, Sciuridae.